Molecule: messenger RNA, 10529 nt
Organism: Zeugodacus cucurbitae (melon fly)
Lineage: Eukaryota; Metazoa; Arthropoda; Insecta; Diptera; Tephritidae
Gene: REPTOR
Product: protein CREBRF homolog
Exons: 8
Coding region: 1408-4134 (908 amino acids)
Biological process (GO): response to unfolded protein; regulation of transcription by RNA polymerase II
Cellular component (GO): nucleus
Molecular function (GO): RNA polymerase II transcription regulatory region sequence-specific DNA binding; DNA-binding transcription factor activity, RNA polymerase II-specific
Source: RefSeq, a predicted model, not a curated record
CGCUGCCGCCAAAGCGAACUCGGGCCAGUUGGAGUGGUGCGACCAAAGUCUUUUAUCAAUCGGUCAAGAACGUUUGUCGAAGUUGAACGCGUUAAGACGCGGUCGCGCGUAUUCCCAACAAAUUACAAAAGCAAAGCUUAUACUAUAUAAAAUACUUAUAAACAUAUGUGUUUGUAUGGUACUUAAACGAAACUAAUUGUUUAACAAUAAAGUGUGUGACAACAACAACAAACAAAAACUAACGAAUGAAAUUGAAAUGAAAUGAAAGAAGAGUGCAAAAGAGAAUCUAAAUAAAUGUGAAUUCAGCAAAGAAUUUCAAUUGAUUUCAUUCCAUUUUGUGCAGACAUAUUGUACAGAUGGAAAAAAGUCGAUCUUAAUUAAAAAUACAAAUGUACAUACAUAUAUACAUAUUGAAAUACAAAUCUUCGUAACAAGUGCAAGUGUUGAAGUGCAAAAACAACGAUAACAACUACUUGCAGUAGUAACAUAUUGCCAUGUGUAUGUAUACAAAAAAACAGCUCAGGUUUUAACUAAAAAAAAUAUAAAAAAAAACUAACAAAUACAAUAUAAAGUGUUUAAAAAUAGCUGUUCCCAAAGGAAGAAAAAGAGAAGAAAACAUAAUAAAAAUAAAUAAAAAAAUUUCAAAUACUCGAGCACAAUUUGUAUGAAGUGGUACCUAAGUAGUAGUGAAAGAGUAUAUGGAAAAACAAGGAAGUGUUUAACAAACAACCCAAACUAUAAACUCGCAUGAAAUAAUAAUAAAAACUACAAGAAAGAACAACAACAAUAAAUUUGACGAAAAACCGGCACCAAACCGGCUUGAGCUCACGCUCAAAAUACAACAAUCGACAUUUCUACUACCCAUCCUCUUAUUACCUAAUUCUUUAGACCGGCACAAAAGCAACGUAGAACAACAAACGAUAAGUGAUUUUUUGUGUUCCCCGUGAUUUUUGUACGCAUUACUGCGUGACAUCAUUUGAAAGGUCCAGAAAUUUCAAUUUGACCGUGUUAGGCGAGUACAAAAUUUGCAGCAGCGACAGUGAGGCAAGGCGGGGUGUACAUGAGAGCAAGGCCAACAGGCCUGAAAGCCUGUUAAGCGUCGAUUAUAUACUUAUUGCACAGAGUUUGUGGAAAAAAGAUAAACGCGCACUAGUAGGCGUUUCCCAGCGACCACACGCCGCGGCGUCGGCACCAACGCCAUUAAUUAACCACAGCCAGGCAACGAAGGCUUUUAAUUAGCUGCCUCACAUAGUGCUUAUCAGCUGUGUAUCAGCGCGUGCCGCCACAAAUAGCCACACCAGCAACAGCGACCCGACCGCAACAACAGCAACAGCAGCAGCAGCACAGCGUCCUAGUGACCGCAAUCUAUGCACCGGCUGCCGCAAACGUGUCAGCAUUUGUCGUAAAAUGACCGAGAAUCAAAUAUUUUCCAUGUCGACCGAUCUAUUCGACACCUCGUCCAACAGCAGCAAUCCACUCAAGUGUGAUCUCUUCUCGUUGGCGCUGAGCAACAGCAACACUUCCAGUCUACUUUUCGGCACAUCGACGCUGCCCGCAUUGAGUCCAUUGCAGCAGCUGAAUGUGAAUACCAUUUUCAAUACAAAUUCCAACUCCAGUCCCAAUUCCAAUUAUCUUUCAAACGACCACCACCAACAACAACAGCAGCAGCAACAGCAACAUCAACAGCAGUCGCACACAUUCACCAGUGGCGGCAACGUUGGCAGUGGUGGCAGCAUCACCGGUAGCAGUAAUGUGAUGCUGACCAACGCCAUCAGCAUACCGCGCAGUAAUAAUCCCAAUCAGAGUCAUAAUCCCUGGACGCAGGAACGAGAUUCGCACCAUCAUCCCAGCCCCAGCCCCUUGCAGCAUCAUUCACAUCAUCUCAAUAGCCAUAAUCAUAACCAAACAUCUUCCAUGAUGUCUGCACAACAACAAAAUAACCAACAGCAGCAGCACCAACAACAACAACACCAGCUGCAACAGCAAUCGUUGCAGCACUCACAGCCUCGUCUCUUCGUCGACUUCUCCGAUUACGGUUUGGAUGUCGCCUCGCUGGACGCUGCCUCGUUGUCACCAACACUGUUGCAAGACGUCAGCUUGGGCGCAGCUUCACCGCUGCACGGCAUCACGUCCAACGGUUUCUAUGCAGCCUCGCCGGUCAGCAACAGCGGCAGCAAUAGCAUAGUCGGUAGCGUUGGCACUGUCGACUCGUCCAGCACGCUAUUGGGUUUGAACGAUAGCAUACGCUCCGGCGAGGAUGGCAACAAUUCGCUGCUGUUCGAUGUCUCCGGCACGCCCAACUCGAGCGCCAUGUGGAGCGACAUCAGCAAUGCCAUCAUCACCAAGCAUGAACCAUUCACAUUGGAGGAAGACUACAUAUUCCCCAUAGAUAAGGCUGAGAUACAGGCUGCCGGUUUCGGUGAUAUACCGGAUGAUCAUUUCCUCGAUGUGAUCGAUAACUUUGAUGAGCUACUGAAUAGUGGUGCUGGACAGAAUGAUUUCAUUCUAUCGCCACAACAGAAUAAUAGCUCAAAUAAUUUACAACAGUUGAAUAGUCCACAGGCUUCGCCGAGUGGUGGACCGCCAAUGGAGUUGCUGCAGAUGCAUAAGCAACAACAACAACAACAACAGCAGCAACAACAAUUGACACAACUGCAAACGGCUCAGCAGCAACAUCAGCAGCAGCAAUCGCAACAACAACAACAACAACCACGUAUACAGCACAGCAACAGUGCUGGCGGUGCCAUACACACACACCAUAGCCACCACAACUCUUCUAGUCCAUAUGAAAUCUACCACAGUACACCAAAUAAACAGCAACAACAUCAGUUGAGUAGUUCGGGCUCGAACUCAUUUUCACCGGGCAGUCAGGCCUCGCAUUCGCCACUUCAACUGAAUUCCAUUACACCACCACCACCGCCACAUGCCAAUCGCUCACAAAGUUUGCAGGUGAAGUCGCGCAACAUGUUGGAAUUGCAGAAGAAGGGCUUCUCCAUGUCGCCCGAUCGUAUCAACGGCAGUGCCGGUCUAUUGGGUCAAUCGGUGCCGGGCAAUAGUCACUUGUUGCUCUCCGGUAAUGCUCUCAGCCCCAGCAGCGGUGGCAGUAGUAGCGGUUUCGGCAGUACCACUGGAGGUGGCAGUAGCACUGGUGGUUCAGUGCGCAAAUCGUUCCAGUACCCAUUGGAUACGUCCAUAUCGCGCCUGUCCUCUUCGGCGCCCACACAUCUCGGACUCGAACACAUUUGGAUGCGACGUGAACCGCGACAGCAUUUGUUGUCCACUGGCUCGCUGGCCGAGGCGGAAUCGUUCUCGUCACUUAGCACCGGUAGUGUGUUGUCGCCGGAUGGUAUUGAAUUAUCGCAGGACGAUGAUGACGAUGCGUCGACAGACUAUAAUAGCGACAAUUACGAUGACCUGUCGAGUGAUGGUUCUGAUAAUGAUGAUGACUCGCGCACCACCAUCUCCGGCCAUAUGUCCAGCAAAGGAAAGGAGCGCUACUUUUGGCAGUACAAUGUGCAAGCUAAGGGCCCCAAAGGCAAACGACUUGUAUUCCAAUCACGUCUGGAGGAUCCGCACGUCUUGAACGAGGCCACCGAUCCGGUGUUCAGUCCAAAUUGUUCCGUGCGCGGUAUCAAGGUAUUCAAACACAGCGGCAAGGCGCGCAAAGGUGAUGGCAAUGAUCUUACGCCAAAUCCACGCAAACUGCACGUCAUCGGCAAGGAGCUGGACAAGCUGGGUCGCACCAUCAACGACAUGACACCCGUAUCCGAAUUGCCCUUCAAUGUGCGUCCGAAAUCGCGUAAAGAGAAAAAUAAAUUAGCCUCACGUGCUUGCCGACUCAAGAAGAAAGCUCAACACGAGGCGAAUAAGAUAAAACUGUUUGGACUGGAAAUUGAACACAAACGUUUAAUAAAUGGCAUUUUCGAACUAAAACAAGCUUUGGCGCUCAAAUAUCAAAACCAAAACAAUGGCGAGCACACCGAAGCGAUUGAUCAGCGCAUUGAACAGAUCUACAAAACGGCACAAACUGGUCUGCGCAUAGCUGGCGACACUACUGACUUUGUGAACAAAGUGCUGGAGAAUGUGAAGAGCGGUGUACCAAAUGGUGGUCUCGAGGAUCUGAGGCACUCAUAGAAGCGUGCCGGAAGUGUUGUGAGAAAUCGGAGAUGUGAAUAGCUAUUAAGGAUAAAUAUUGGAGGCUCAAAAGUGAAAAUGAAAAGCGAUACGCAGAGGGAAGAGUGUAAAAACGAACACAAACAUACUGUAAUGGCAACUGUAGUCGAGGAAGAGAGGGAUUAAAAGUUGCUGGCAAACAAAAAUGAAAUGAGUGUGAAUGCUGGACUGACUGGCGAAAGAAAGUAAAGAAUUUACGAGGAUUUUUCUGCAGGAUUUUGUGUGUUAUAAAAGGGAAUUUAACAGUUGUUAGAGCAUAACUGUUAACCAAGAAUGAGCAGGAAACAUGGUUUUAUGUCAACAUAAAGUUGUUAAAUGUAAACGAAAGAGGCCACAGUUAUAUAAUUACACAUAUGUACAUACAUAUAAUAUAUAUAUAUAUAUAUAUAUAUAUAUGAACUAGCUUUUAAGUGCUAAUGUUAUGCGGUGAAAAGUAAUGGUUAAUAAGCGGGUGUUAAACAAUAUAAGGUUGUUGAAGGAGUUUAAUUAAAUGUGAGCCACAUACAUAUUUAUAUAUAUACACACAUGCAUAGAAGCAUAUAAAUGUUGGCUGUUACAUACAUAUAUACUUUCGAUUUAGAUAUGUAUGUGUAAUUGCCUAGGCUUUAAGGUUUUUUUUUAAGUUUUGCUUUUACAUGCAAAUGAAUGCAGAAAUUUUAAAAACACACAUAUACAUACAAACAAACUUACUACAUAAUAUAUGUAUACAUAGAUAUAGAAAUAAACAACUAUUUUCGAUAUAAAAAUUUAGUGAGUUCGGCAUACAAAAAUGAAUUCAUGUUACUGAUAAGAACAGUGUGAAAAAUGUGUAUGAAACACACACGUGUGCAUGGGUUGCUGCACUUUUAGGCGGCGAAACGCCUCAACGAAAAACAUUGUAGAGCGACGCAACUUAGUUAUUAAAACAUAUAUUUUUACACACAUAACUACACAUAUACGUGCAUACAUUUUAUAUAUACACAGCAUAUUAUUAUAUUAUAUAUUAAGCGUUUUCUUUUCUAAUUACUGUUAUAUUAUUAACAAUUAUAAUGAAUUAUUUGCUUAAAACAAUCUUUAAGUUUAGUUUGGUUGCUAAUGUUUUGCGUUUAAGUUUUUUGUUUGUUAAAGAAAUGCUGCAAUUAAUGUGAAUACUGUUUUGAAUAUGAAAAAAUAAUAAUAAUUUUUAUGAAAUAUUGUGCUUAGUGCAUAAUUUCAUACAGUUUAUUUAUGUUUUUUUUUUUUGAAUGAAUAAAGAUUUGUGUUAUGUAUUUUAGCGCUCAUUUCAACUAGCUUUGAAUAUUAUACUAUAUACAACAAUAGUUGUUUAACGUACAUUUUGUUGCUUGAUUUUGUUGUGAAAACAAAAAACACCUACAUGUACCUUAAUUUUUUAUGGCACACAACGAAUUGCAGCGUUAAGCCAAACUUACAAAUGAACGCACGCCAAAUAAUGCUUGCUAAGAGAAUUGGCUUUUUAUAUAUACAUACAUAUGAAAUAUAACUAUUUUAAAUAUAUUAUAACAAUGCUACCUUCAUAAUUUAAUAAUAAAAAAAAUUUGCAAAUAUGCUUGUUUUUUAAGAAAAAAUAAAAAAAAUUAAAUGCGGUUAAAAAUGCAUACGCGCCAUUUACCAUUGAAUAUGCAUAUGUAAUUGUUUGCUUUAUAUAAUUAUGGGUAUUUGGUUGCUUUACUUUAUACGUAAUUAGGCUGUAGUAGCAAUUAAAUGCAAAUGCACUUACACAAACACGCAUACAUAAAUACAUAUAUACCACGUGUAUACAUAAUAUAUGUACAUAUAUAAUUGCUAUAAAUAUACUAUAAAUUUUAUGAACUUCAACAUAUACAGGGUGAUAUAAUUCUAAUUAAUUUUAAUUUUAAUUUUCUUUAUAUAUAAAGGAUUACAUAAUAUGUUAAAAAAUAUGGCUAUUUUUAAUUAAUUAUUAUUUUUAAGUUUUAUUUUCAUGCUUAAACUAGUUGAUUUCUGCUUAAUUUAAUCUAAUUACUAUGUUUAUACAUAUAUUUUAUAUAAGCACACAUAUACUAUAUGCACACUUGUGUAAUCUAAAACUCUAAUUUUAAUUGAAAACCAUAAAUACUUGGAUAAUAACGCAAUUGCUCUGAAUUGUAUAUGAAUUAUUUUAUAUGAGACAAAACAAAAAAAAAAAAAAAACACAUAAAAAUAAAUAUUCGCAAACUACGAAGAAAUAUAUUUUCAAACAAAUAAAAGAGAAACAAUUUUCGAAAACAGAAAAGCCAUAAAGUGCAUUGCUGAAAAAUUUAAAUAGUAAAAUUAACAAAAAAAAAAAUAUGUAUACUAUAUACAAAAUAUUUGAAAUUGAAAUAUACCAAGUUGCUAAAAUAUUAUUUUUUUUCAUAUUUAACGCUGAAUUGAGGCACUCGUGAACAAAUUUCUGAACAUUUAUGUUAUAGAGAGAAUUUUUUUUUUUAUUUUUAUUUAAUAUACAUACAUAUUUAACAUUGUAUAAAUACAUUUAUGUAUUUUUGUAGUAUAUAAACUAAAAAAUGGAUGGAAUUUGAAGCAUUCUUAACAAAACUGUAGUGCUGUCUCUGGGAAAUUUGUUCAAGUGUGUCAAUGUGCAGCAUCGGAUUUUACAAAAACGGUUGCUGUUGUGAGUUAGUCAAGUUUACAUUUUCUAAAAACAGUUUUAAAUUAAUAAAAAUUCUUAAAUAAUAAUUAUUGAUAUAUUUUUAAUUUCGCAAACUUUGAAGUUUAUUAUAGUUUAUAUAUAUUUCAUGGAUUUAUUAUUUAAUGAAUUUCACUCAAUUUAAAUUUGUCUAAUUAUUUUUCCCUUUUUUAUUGUUUUUUCCUUAAAUUCAAAGAGUUGUUUUUUAUUUCGUAUUUUAUAUUUUUCAUAUAAAAUAUAAAACAAAUAUUUAUAUUAUUUUAGUUUCUGGUUAAUUAUUCUUUUAAAUAACAUUGUUUGUUUUUAAUACUCUAUUCUAUUUUGUUAAAUUUUUAAUAUUUUUAUAUUGAUUUUAUUUCAAAUUUUUUAAUUUAUUUAGUUUUUCAUUUUCAAUAUUUUUAUAUUUAUUUUAUUUUAAGCAAUUUAACUUUUUUAUAUUGUUGGAAAAAUGUAAAUUUUAAAACAAUUAUUAGUUUUGAAUUGAUACAAAUGAAAUUUUUUAUUUUUUCUUAAUAUAUUUUAAUUUUUCAUUUAUUAAUAUUUAUAAUUAUUAUUAUUUAUAAUAUGUAUUAUUUAAUAUUUUUAAUUAGUUAAUUUUGUUUUUAUUUUACUAUAAUGUUAGAAAUUUAUUUUCUAUUUUUUUAUUUGUUUUUUUUAAUUUAAAUUUAUUAUUCAAUAAAUAACUUUUUUAUUUAACUGCCACAACUAUUUAGGCUUGUCUAUGAAGCAACAGCAACAAAAGAAUAGUUUUAUUUUUAUGGGUAUAAAGCAACCAAAUAAUCAAUCAAGAAAACAAACAACCGAACAGCCACACCACAAACAAACUUAACGGGUUUCAUAUUGUACAAAAACAAAAUUAUAAAAAUCAAAAGAUAUAAAAUUUAUAAUGACAGCAGAAACAAUAAAAUAUAAUUUGUAUAACCAGAAAAAUAUAAUUUUUAUAAUUGUAAUAUGUACAUAUACAAACAAACAUAUUUUAUAUUUAUAUAAACCUUAAAUUACAUGCCGUUACACAUACAUAAACACAAAUACAUACGCUAUAUAUAUACUUAGAAAUUUAAAAUUUAUUAAUUUAAUGCAAUGCAAAAACCUUUGUGGAAAAAAAAUACUUUUAAAAUAUGAAACAUAAAAACAACUUAGAUUCUAUUGAGUUUUAUUACUUUCAGUGCUUUUAUUUAUUGACAUCCACUUUACCUUCCUACCUACCUAUUUAUUGCCUUUGCUUUUGUUCACGUUUAAUUUUGCUUUUUUGCAAUUUUAUUGAAAAAAAGUUGUUUACCAACACUUUGAAAACAAAAUUGUUAUAAAAAAAAAAAGUUUUUAAAACUAUUUUAAAAAUUUUUAUUGUAGACCCUCUUGUCUAUAUACACAUUUUUCAGCAUUUAGUUGUUCUUUCUAUGCACUUUUUGCUUUGAAGACACCUCUUUGUUUGCUCUAAACAUUCUUCUUUAUUAUCUUCUUUAUUAGUUAGUUUUCAAAAAUCGAUUUUUUCUAGUAGUUUUGUAUAUAUUUGCUGAAUUUCCAAUUAUUUAGCAGCUUGUUUGUGAUUUGAAAUUUUGAGUACAAAAAUAUUACAGAAGUUCAGUUCAAUAAUAAGUAGGUACAGUACAACAAUAAAUGUUUAAAAGCAACUGUUAUUUGUUUCACUACACUUAAAAUUUGCAAAGUGGUGCAAAGUGUGGUGAAUUUUAGUACAAAUUUAUUUUUUAAUAAUUUUGGAAUUUUUUUUUCAUUGUAUUCAGUUUAGAUUAUCUAAAAAAAAAAUUGAAUUUUUAAAAUUUUACAUUGAUUUUCGAUUGUUAUAAUAAGUUUGAGAGGUCUACUUAGCCGUGAGGGACCCGAAUUUAUGUAUAUUGCACCAAGUUUAAGUUAGCCAAGGCAACUUAAUUUAACAUUUUUGAUUAUUACAACAACAAUAAGAGCAACUAAUAUCGGUUUUUUAUUUUAUAAAUGAAUUUUGCAAACUGAACUUCUGUCUCUGCUACGUUUAAGUACCUUUGGCUGUUAUUAUGUAACGCUUUGUGUUCAAAUUACUAUCAAAAUUAGUUGGCUAGAAGGUUUUUAAAAGAAAUAAUAUGUGUUAAAAAUUAUAGAGAAGUAAAUGUUUUGCUUACUGCGCCUAAAAGUAUGCAGCAUUAGCAGUGCGUAUUUUUGAAAAAAAAAAUUAGAUUGAAUAUGGUUUUUGGAACUUUACAAUCUCUACGUUCUCUUAUAUGUACCCAGUAGGAACACAGUAGUACACACGACUCAGAAAAAUUUACGCUAUUUUAUUGGUUAUAUAAUUAUUUUUUGUAAUGCAAAUGUAAUGGAGUUGGUAAUGUUUGGUACGUUGCAAAGCUUAAGCUUUAUAGGAGUAUAUAAAUUUCGCACAGGGAUAGCACUAAAAAAAAAGAAAGCACACACGAAGAGCGUCCAUAAGGAGACACAAGCUGAAAACUCACAAAGAGCGUGGAAAAAAAUAAAGUUGCAAUUAUUUGUAGAAUUCUAGGUGUUCUUAAGACAUAUUUAUGUAGUAUUUAAUGUAGUUAUGACAACAAAUUAUGAAAUAUAUGAUGAAUGAUGAUUUGAAAAAAGAGCAUAAAUUACUAUAUAAUAUAAGCGAGAGUUCAAUGCAUAAAGAGAAAAGAAUUAAUGUGAAAAAGAGUUAAUUUUAGCAGUAAAAAUUAAAAAUAUAAUUUUGAAAUUUAAUAUUUUUAAGUUUUAGAAUUUUCAAAUUUACCAAAGUAGCUUUAGUUUUCAAAUUAAGUAUUGAUUCGAGAAAGCACAUAUGGAAUAUGUGGCAUGAGAAAGGAAAGAGCAAACGAAAAGUGAUCAAAUGUGUGGUGAAUAUGAAAUAAGAACACACAUGUUAAAUGAAAAGUGAUAAGAAUUUUCAAAUUCGCCAGCUACAAAAGUGGAGGCUACAAGUGGCAAGUGUGGUGUGGGUUAAAUAAGGAAUUUAGUGUUAAGGAAUUUGAAAUUGAAUGUAAGAAUGAUAUAAGUAUAUUACUAAUAUAUUAAAAAUACAUAUAUUUACAAAUAAAGUAAGGAUUAUUUAUGGCAUAUAAAUAGCUGUGCAAAUCAUAUGGAACUAAUUAUAAACUAAAAAACGCAACUAAAGUACAAUUAGAAAUAAAAAAUUGUAUUUAUCAAUUGAAAUGCUUAUUUUUAGUUUAAAAAUUAUCAGAAACCAUGAAUGCGCAUAAAAAAACAAUAUGAAAUAUAUUUUUUAUAGUUAUGUAUGUGACUUGAGGCUUCUUUUACAAUAACCGUUAUAAAAACUAUUAAAUAUAUAUAUCUAUAUAUAUAUAAUGACAAAAAUGUGGAGUGAAGUUUUCGCUAGUUUAAUCCAAGUUUCAAAAAACAAAAAAUUAUAAAAAUAUUACUUUGUUUUUUUGUUAAAUAUAAAUUUAGUUUGAAAAAGAAAAUGGUAAAAGUUUUUAAAAAAUUAUAUAAAUUUUCCAAUGUCAUUUUUAUGAUUUAAAAAAUGUUAAAAAUGUAAUUUAAUUUUUUUCACCAAAAUGUUGAUAAGUGUUCCAGUCACUAUGUAUCUAGCAACAUUGUUGCAGCAAAUUUUUAUGUUGCUGGCUAAAGUUUUUGGAAUAUAAUUUAGCUACUAAAGACCUAUUUUUUUAGCUAAAAGAAGUCUCAUAAAAUAUUUUAUUUAACACGAUUUUGAUUUUAAGUUUCAUGCAAGUAUAAUUUAAACCAUGCACGUAAGUUCCUCAAAAAUAUACUAAACCUGAAUUAAAAA